This is a messenger RNA of Dentiscutata heterogama, 617 nucleotides long. The record is from the annotation of a GenBank genome assembly. Lineage: Eukaryota; Fungi; Glomeromycota; Glomeromycetes; Diversisporales; Gigasporaceae.
GAGAAUACUUUAGAUCAGGGGCAGAUAAAGUUUCCAUUGGUAGUGAUGCUGUGUACGCUGUAGAAAAAUAUCUUGCAAAUGAUAAGAAAUUAUCAGGAAACACUGCAAUCGAAACUAUCGCUCGUGCCUAUGGGUCCCAAGCAGUUGUAAUUUCGGUAGAUCCAAGACGCGUUUACGUCGAUUCUCCAGCUAAUGCGAUGGGACAUCACGUUAUCCCAACGGCAUACCCCGGUCCCAAAGGGGAAACUUGGUGUUGGUAUCAAUGUACCGUGAAAGGCGGUCGUGAAGGUCGAGAUAUUGACGUUCAUCAACUAGUUACUACCUGUGAAGCUAUGGGUGCCGGCGAAAUUCUCCUUAAUUGUAUGAAUAAAGAUGGGACCAAUUCUGGGUACGACUUAGAAUUAAUACAAGAUGUAAAAAAAGCGGUCGAUAUACCGGUUAUCGCAUCAAGUGGUGCAGGACGUGAAGAACAUUUUGAAAAGGUCUUUGUUGAAACCAAUGUAGAAGCCGCCCUCGCUGCUGGCAUAUUUCAUCGGCGUGAAGUACCAAUUCAAAAUGUUAAAAACUAUCUAAAAGAAAGAAAUAUAUUGGUGCGAAAUUUAGUUUCCACUUUAUAA